GGCGCGGGACAAAACGCGCUAAUUUCAAAUUUACCACCCUUCGCACCAAAUUCGCGAAAUUCUCCAAGUUAACGCUCUUCACCAGGCAAACUUCCUUCCCCCGAAAGUCUCCUACAGCUAAUUAAAGCAGCGGCGAUGCAAAGCUUGGAAAAUCGGGAAAAAUCCCAUUAACCGAAUAGGUGGCAUUGAAUGAAUGUUCUUGAUGAAGCGAAAUAAAUGAUAUGUGGAUAGCAACCCUUGCGUAGCUUUGCGCUCUAAACAGCAUUCAAACCCAAAAAAAUGGCAUCAGCCACCUUUGCAGCCAACCCCAACAGUGAAAACGAGCCCUGGAUUGAACGCCCUCCACUCCAAGGGAUUCAGUUCAGAAUCUGGCACUUAAUGUUCUUCUGCUUGUGUGCUUUUGGAGUUUUGAUUGUUCUAAUAUGCUGCUGCAUAAGGAUAAGGGUGCCAAGGACGAAGCAGGAAAUCGAGGCUGAUUACAAAAGGAAAAAAAUCGCCACCAAGUUCAGGAAACGGUUGAAAAUUAUCAGCAACCAAGAUAUGGAGGCUGUGGACUUGCGAAAGGCACUAGAGAUAAUAAUCGAUGCGGAUUAUCAACAAGAUCUUCAACAGCAGAAGGCGGUCGUGUUGCAAGUUAACACCGAUGAACAGGAAAAGUUGAUUUCCGAUCAAAAAUCGUCAUUUGGAAAAGCGGUGGCGAAUGUUAUUAAAGUGGGCAGACUUUCAAUGAAUAAAGUUAAUUAAAUGCUUAAAACCAAUAGCAAAAUCAAUCGUUUGUUAAAAACAAAAUUUCUUAGCAAGCAGGGUGUUUUUGGUACAUUUGGAAACAAAUUGCAGAACAAUAAAUCGAUUUUAUAUUUUUUUUGCGUGUCCCUACAGGACUGAAGGCAAACUGAACAGAAAGACUAAAAAUUUGUUUCUUUGCAAAAAAAAAUCGAUGAUGUAUCAUUUUAUUAUAUAAAAUUAUCCAGAUAAGUGUAUGAGCUCACGGCGCUGUUGAAGCAAAAACAUAACAUUUUUUUUAGUAUUAAUUUUUUAUCAAACACCUUGUAUUACCAUAGAGUGCAAUCUGUGGUAUGUGUAUGGAUGUAAUAAUAAAACUUGCAGGAAUUUAUUGAACCAGAACUAUAUUUCCAGUACCUACUCAAUAUUAUGUACAUGUUUAUAAACUGAAUUAACAAAUUUUUCUUAUAACCGACCAUCUAUACAACAAAUGUACAAUAUUUAUAAACCUUAAUAUUUCGUUAAAAUCUAGAUCCAUUCGGCAGCAGUUUUCAGAAAAAAAACAUAGUAUAAUAUAAGAUUAAAAAGAAAAAAAAUUUCUUUGUAAAGCAAUGUUUUUUACAAACAGUCCUGAAACUCACUAAAAAAUCAAUCAAAACACCGUAAGAAAAAAAGAACGAAUUACAUUAAAGGCAGCAACGCUUUGGGUGAACUGGGGGGUUUUCGGAUAUUUUUGUCUUAAUCUGGAAUAUCUAUGAUUGUUCCAUAUUUUAAAGACUACUUUAAUAAAAACCCGAAGAUGACAGAAUUAUAGAAGAAUAAUCAAAUUACAGAGACAAAUAUUGAGCAUGUAUCAAGUAUCUACAUUAGCCGGUUUUUAAGUAUCAAAUAAUAAACAAGUCGCACGAAUUAAUGUCUAUUU
Molecule: messenger RNA, 1645 nt
Organism: Dendroctonus ponderosae (mountain pine beetle)
Lineage: Eukaryota; Metazoa; Arthropoda; Insecta; Coleoptera; Curculionidae
Product: transmembrane inner ear expressed protein
Exons: 4
Coding region: 280-744 (154 amino acids)
Source: RefSeq, a predicted model, not a curated record